CCACCCCAGGCCGGCACGGCUCCGCUAGGCGGAGGCUUAUGUUAUUUAGUUAUAUGGAGCUCUUUCUUCCCCACGCUGCUUGGAAGGCGAGACGGUUUUGUAUCCAGACAGGUUUGCUUUCUAUGGAAGAUUUUUAGAGCUUCUCUAUACGUUGGUCUGACCGAACCUGUUCAUUGGCACCCUUCAGAUACCAGAAGGCUGCAAUGAGAUCUUCCAGAGCCUUCUCCUUCCAGUCUGCACAGCCCCAACUCUCUCAGCCCAUCACCAUAGCAGAGCUGCUCCAGCCCUCUAAUCAUAUUCAUGGCCUCCUCUGCAUUCACUCCAGCAGGUCCACAUCCUUCUUAUGUUGGGGUACCCAGAGCUGAAUCCAGUCCUCUAGGUGGAGUCUCAUAAAGGCAGGUAUUCAGUUAAUUUCUGGCAUAAAACAUGUCCUGGAUUUUAAAGAUGUGACAUACAUCUAAAUUUGAUUAAGUGUUUUAUUUAUGUUGUUUGUUUAUAUAAUUUAUUACUUAUUUUUUAUAUUGUGACAAAAGUUUAUUCAUAUGAAGGUAAAUUCUGGAUUCUGAUGAUAUACAAUUAUUCAUUUCUCUAUAGUCUUCAGUAGGACAGGAUACCUAAGAGGAGCAACUUGAAAAUAACCAUCUGCUGGGGAAGUUCUAACGUUCUUUACAAUCACUCAAUUGACACCCAUCUGCAUUAGACAAGCAUUUUCUUAAAAUAAGACAAAGCCAUUGUAGCCAUGGAGGCCGACUGCAGCUCCAGUUUGCUGGGGUGGUAUUUUAUUUGUCAUACUCAUUUAUUUUAGCAUAUCUUUGUUUUGUAGCUGCUGCAUUGUAGAAAUAAGUUGUAUGGUGCCAGGAAGAAGUCAGGCCAGGACACUUCUAGCAAAGAGACAGAUACGAAGAACAAUGAUUGUCUCACAAAUCAGUCCCACUGACCUUUAUUUUAACUGCAUUUUCAUUAUAGUUCACUGUGUACAUUGCUUUUGGAACUGGAAGCUGUGAAGAAAGGAUAAUCAAAGGAAAGCAGAAAGGCUCAGAAUAGAGCAAGUGCCAGCCGUCCAUUUAAUCACAGCUUUUGUCUUUGACAGGGCAAGUACAAAAUGUUUUGGACAGCAUACAAGAUGCUGUACUGCAUAAUGAUAUGAUGAUAUGACGAAGACAAAAUUUUUCCCAGUUACAGGGCACACGUAAAUGCUUUAGCUACUGGACCACAGUGAUUUACUUCCCAUCUAUAAUAUUACUGUAUAUGUUCUAAUAUUUUGCAAGUGUCCAAGCAGCAUGACAUAUGGUAUUCUCAUCUAUUUCAUUAUGUAUAGAGAAAAUAUAUGGAACACAUCAAUACAGUAAGUCUGGUGUCUGCUGUUAGGAAAUCAGGUUAAAAUUAAUUGUCCUUUUUGCCUUAAUAUUUAUGAAGUAUGCAAGUAGGAUUAUAUAAAGCAUAUAACUGGAAUUCCUUCAAACCCAUAUAAUCUUAGAACUAGGCAAAGAUUCUACUAAUAAAUGUCAUAAAAUAGUUCAUUUUGCCCUGACCACGUUAAAAAUUGUGAUGUGCAACCUUCUAGUUAAUAUUUGCACACAGAUGCCAGAAACAAGGGUUUAUGUCUUCCUCAAUCUCUUUGAAUUCAAAGCAGUAAUUUCAAAGCAACUCACAUGAAGUAAUACUUCAUAUAUUUACACUGAGGUUUUGUUAAAUGAUUUUGAAUAACAUGUUCACUGAAGUCAAACACAAAAAAAUGUCUAUGCUAUUUGCUUGAGUACUCUUAUGGUAAUGUAUUGUGAUACACCUGUGAAAGGCAGAUAACCUGUAAGGUGCUGGGUGCUGGGAUCUCUGGGUGCCUGGGCUUCCCUGGGGAUGCUGGCCAGAGCAUCACUCUGUGCCAGCUUCCUGACACUGCUCUAGGGAACCACUUGUCCUAGUGCUUUUUUUGGCACAAACACCUGUUCUCAGUGUGGCCAAACUGACUACACCCAAUAUGGUCACUUUUUCUUGCUGAUAACUCAGACCAGUUUUCAACCAAUGGAAAGGUUAAAAUUAAUCUUUUUGUUCUUUGCCACUCUUUGAAGAAGGAAAUAGAAAUACUUCUACUGACCACAGCUGGCAUCAGAUUGGAACACUACUCACUUGAUAAAGAGCCCUUUUUAACUCAAGCUCUGGAAAUAAAACUAAAUAACAAGCUUAGAUUGUGCCUGCUCUGAAACUAGUAAUGGAAGUGGUCUCCUCUGUAGAGAUUGUAGCUCUCACACAAGCAAGCUACCAUUGAAAUAUACAGAAAAUCAGAAUGAAUUUUUAAUAUUAUUGAAAUAUGUUUUGGGAAACCCUGUGAAAAAUUUGCCUGACAUCUAUUGGGCAGGUAGAAAAGCUUCUUUACAGGAAGAAUAUUACUUUUAUUGCAUAAUAUAGAAAAGGGAUUUAAGAAUAUAUUUAUGCUACCAGUUAAUUUCCAAAGUGUAUUUUAUUUUACUCGCGUGAACCAUACAAUUGAAGUUAAUAGUACUAAUUUCAGUUUUAAUCAUUAUAUGUAUAUAUAAAUUAGAAUAUUAAAGUGGAGUUAGCUUCUUGAUACAGCCAGUUUGCAGUAUGCAAAGAUUCCAGCAGUGCAGAUCACAUCAUAUCUAAAAUAUCCCAUAAAGAAAAUAAUUGUUGUACAGAGUUCAAUUAGUCUAUUACAGCAAAAAGUACACUGAGUUUGGAUAAAUCAAAAACUCGGAUAAACCAAACUCAAAUGAGCAGGAUAGCCGUCUCCCUUUAACAUGUGUUUGUUCUUCAGCAUUGCAGUUUGCAUUAUGGUUUUGUUCCUGGAGAGGAUUAAAUAGAACAAUACACAAGGUCAUCCCAGACUUAAUGUGCUUUACAGAACAUUUAAUAAGCCAGUAGGUUUUGGAUAUGUAGAAUCAAUAAUUUCCAUACAAAAGUUUUAAAUGUUCACACUACAAUUUUUGUAUUGUUAUAACAGAAAUAUAAAAUUCCACUUCAGCUUGUGUUCAUCACACUCCUUUUCCUUUGCUGACUACUUAGCUGUACAGUCAGAGGCUUAAUAUGAAUAAUUUAUUUUGCAGUAGCAGUGCAAAACUCCAACUGCUUCAGAAGUGCCAAAUAUGAGAUCUUCUAGUUCUUCCCACAAGAUUUAUGCAAUUCAUAAUACACACAUCUUUUGAAAGCAUCUUCUAUCAAAUUCCAAGCAUAGUAAAUUAAAUAAUAGAUCUACACACCUGGAUGAAUGCACAAAAAGACACACACAGAGUGUUUAAUUUAGACAAAAUUCUGUUUACUUGCAUUAAUCCUUGCAUAUCUCAUUGAUUCCUACAUACCAUAAACCUAGAAUAGUAUGCAAGUAGUAUAUAUAAAGUCUUUUGUCUAAACACAUUGUUCUUGCAGUGUGUUGGGAACCUUAACCAAACACAGGGCAGAAGGACAAGCAGAAUGAAAGCUGUUAAAUUUUUUUACAAAUUCCUCUUGCCAGGAUUUUAAGUUACUGUCUAACAUUUAACUAGUCUGAAGUAUAAAGGUAAUUCUGCAGAGUUCAUAUCAAGUAGUUCUUGAACCGUUCAAUAGUAGAUGACUUUCCCCUGUGAUAGUGGAGCUGCUAAAUCAUAAUUUUUUCAGAGCACUACAAUUUUUCAUUCCAUAGAAGUGUUUCCAUAUUGAAUAGAUAAAUUUUAUGACAAAAACCCCAGAACACUGUAGAACAUUUCAAUAGAAAAUAAUCUCGUAUAAGCUUCACUUUGUAUUUCUGGAAAUAGAUUGAAAGUAAAAACUUUAUAAGGUUUAUUCAGCUUUAUAAGGUUUUGAGUAUCUGUGUGUGCAAUAGGAAUCUAGAAGUAAAAUAUAUAUUAUAAUAUCAAUCAUGAUGAGGACCAAGAAAACCACUUAUUUUUGUAGUGACAGUAUAGCAGUGUUGAUGAUUGGGAGCUAUAGUAAAUAAAGGUGAACUUCCAGGGAACGUUGAGAAUGAAUAAGAAAUACUAUGAUGCUCUCACCUACAACAUAAAAGACCUUGAACUGACUGUCUUGAAAUGUAUUGGAAAGGUUGGUUUGUGUUUGAAUAACAACAAAAUUCACCUCAAUUGAUAAGCCAGUCAUAACUGAUUUUAAAAGCUGAUUUAGAUAGUGCAAUUAAUAUAUAAGCUUAUUCAUGUCUAUUGAUUAAAUUUCUGUAUGUAAAGAAAAUCUAUCUUAUUAAUAAUUUUGAGAUUUUUGGGGAUGAAAAGGUGCUAGCCAAAGUUGAAAUAUUAGUUGAAAGAAUUUUGCUACUAUAAAAACUUUAUUUCUAAUUAAGUAAAGAUACUGUACGUAACACUUUGAAAUAGCUGACACUUUAUCAAAUUUAAAUAAAGGAUUCUGAAAAUACAGACUAGUAACCUCAACUAUAUACAUUGUAAUUGACAGAUAUCAUGGUUUAAAGAAUAACAGUAGAAAAUUUAUUAAAAAGAAAUUGCAUUUCAACUAAUACAUUGCAAUUCCUGGAACAUGCAUUUAUAAAAACAGAUUUAAAAAAAAAACCAAACAGGAUUAACACAACAAAUAUGUUUUGAAAAUGCUGCUGAAAAAAUGUCUCACAGGUACUACCCAGGAUAUGAAGUAGUUACAGAUUAAGGAAUAAAAUAUCUCCAUGGAAUAAAACAUGGGAAAUAGAAACAAGGAGCCACUUUAUUACAGAGAAAUUACAGCAGUGGGGUGUUUAUGAAAGUUCUGCAAAUAUGUUUUGUGCUUAAUACUUUAAUAAAUGUUUGGGAAACAUAGCCAAAUGGGGAUGACAAAUCUUGCAAAUGGAACAAAAAGUUUAGUUUAUUCAAUCCAAGAAAAGAUUAUGGGAAUAUUCAGAAAGUUUUCAUCAAUUGGGUGAAUGAGUGGUGUGAUAGCAAGAGAAUCUGUAAGCUUAAUAAAUAGUAACCACAAUAUUAGAGCAAACACAUUGAGACACUUAUCCUCACCACUGAGUUCUGAAUUGACUAAAUUAACUGAAGACAAACCCAGUCAUCAUUACAGAUGUGUGCACCCAAAAUCAAUAAAUCUGAGCAAAUAAAUAGGGGAAGGAAAGUAAUACAGAAUUCUGAUGAGAAUUAGACAAACUGCAUAUCAAAUUUCAAAAGAUUCUGAUCAAAAGCAUGGAAAACAUCCAAGAAGGGAUUUAAAAAUGGAAAAUUUUUGCUUCAGAAAGAAAAUAGGAUUUGUUGCCUCAAAUAUGCUGUAGAAAAAUCUAAAAAGAAGCGUGGCAAAGGACAGCUAAAAGUAGUAAAAAAACCCCAAACUGAUAUUAAAAAUUUGGAUUGAGUCAUGCCUUUCUCCAUGUAUCAUAAUUUAAGAAAGUCUUCAUCAGUUAAUGAAUUCCUAAAUUGACAAAAUCAAAUGAGAAAAAAACACCUUACUGAUAAUAUGUGUUUCAUUUUUGAUGCCUCUUUCAACACUACAUUGUCAAAGCCAAAACUGAAUGGAAUGAAGAGAAUAGAAUGGUUUGAAGAAAUAAGAGGAAUUCAAGUGGAGAAAACAUGAUCUCCUCGCCGACGGAGGCUCACUCGCCCCCGCAGGCUCCGGCUGACCCGGGGAGACCCGCGGCGCGGAGGGAGGAGCGCGCAGGGCCAUGUGAGCCGCUGGCGGCGGCAGCGGCCCUCAGGGAAGACAGAUGGGGUGAGAGACAGCGCCCGGUCCGGCUGUCAGCGCGGCCCCAGCCCCGCCGCGGAGGGAGCCCCUCCUCCCCGCCGUGUGCGCCGCGCUCCCGGCCGGGGAACCAUGGCGUCCAGCGAGGAGGACGGAGGCGGCAACGGCGCGGUGGAGGAGAAGGAGAACGGCAAGAAGAAGAAGAAGCUGGGCGUCCUGGCCACGACAUGGCUCAUCUUCUACAACGUCGCCAUGACCGCGGGGUGGCUGGUGUUAGGUAUUGCCAUGGUGCGGUUUUAUAUACAGAAAGGAACACAUAGAGGCUUAUUCAGAAGCGUUCAAAAGACGCUUAAAUUUUUCCAGACAUUUGCUUUGCUUGAGGUAAUCCACUGUGCAGUUGGAAUAGUUCGCACAUCUGUGCUUGUGACUGGGGUCCAAGUGAGUUCAAGAAUCUUCAUGGUGUGGUUCAUUGCACACAGUAUUAAACAGAUCCAGAAUGAGGAGAGCGUUAUUCUUUUUCUGGUCGUAUGGACUGUGACAGAGAUUACUCGAUAUUCCUUCUACACAUUCAACCUGCUCAACCAUUUGCCAUACUUCAUUAAAUGGGCCAGAUACAACUUUUUUAUCGUUCUGUAUCCUGCUGGAGUUGCAGGUGAACUGCUAACCAUAUAUGCUGCUUUACCCUACGUGAAGAAAACAGGAAUGUUUUCACUGAGACUUCCCAACAAAUACAAUGUCUCUUUUGACUACUAUUACUUCCUUAUUAUUGUCAUGUUCUCCUAUGUGCCAUUAUUUCCACAACUCUACUUCCACAUGCUGCGGCAGAGAAGAAGGGUGCUUCAUGGAGAAGUGAUUGUGGAAAAGGACGAUUGAAUCAAGCUGUGUAACCAUGGUGCUUUUAGUGGAAGGGAAAAGAAGAGAGGGUAAAGACCCAAAACUUCCUCUGAUUUUUCUGAGUCCAAGUUUUAAAACAUGGAACAAGAAUAAACAACUGUGCCUGUGCCUGUGGACUGUAUUAUUUUUGCAAUUAAUAUAUUUUGAGACCUACCUUUUCAUCCUCAGAUUUACUUUGGUUUUUAAUUGUUGAUUUCUUCAAAUAAAUAUUUUCUUAUUUUCAAUAUGUUGAUGAGUAGCUUUAAGAAUUGGAAUAGUUGGCUACUGUGCCUUCUGUUCUGAAAGUUCUGUUAUGACCUGUAGUAAUUAUCAAGAACAGAAGAAUUGAUAAGUUAUACUGAAAGUGAGUCUUCUGGAAAUCAGAGUGUAAACUAGGUAAUGAUGUUUUUCAUAGACUAGGUGAAUGGUAUUGAAUGGUAUUUAAGCUUUACAUUAAGUAAUACCUUUCCAGUUAUAAGUACUGUAGCACAUUGUUUAACAUUUUUUGAAUUACAGUAUCACUUGCAGAAUUCCAGAAGGAGUUUUGAAAAGAGUUGAAUUCUUGAUUGUCAGUGCAAACUUAGACUUCCCUGUAUUUUCAUUUGUAAUUUUAAAGAUAAUUAGGGUAAUAGAUAUAAUAUUAACUGGUUAAAAGUUUGUGCUGAGGAGAAGACAGGUUGUGCCUUCCUUUCUGUAAUCAGUGGCUGGAAUGGGACUCCUUUGCAGAGCAAAGCUGAUUGUCAGCAUGUUUCCUAUUCUACAUUUAAAGUAUGUACACAGAAAAAUCAGUAUUGCAUUGAAAAUUUGUAGCUAUGGUGAGACAUUUGACUUCUUUUCAACAGUUCAGUGGGAUAAAAUAUAUUUAAAAUAUCAUCUUAAAAUAUAAAUUGUGCUUUGAUUCAUCCCAUUGGGCAAUUUUAAUUACUCCCUUCCCAUUAAUUGUUUAUACUGUGUUGACCUAAUUCUAUUUCAUGUCUUCAAUAAUCUGCAGGAAGGAUCUACAGUAUAUUGAUAGAAGUUAGAGGUGAUAUUAUACAAUAUGAUACUUGAGUGGGAGAGGUCCAACAAAUUAGAAGAUUUUGAUCUAACAGCCUAGCAGAUUCAGAGAAAAGGUGAUGCAUUUGAGGAAACUUGGAUACUUAGUGAGAGAGAGAAGACUGAAAUGUAGUAAUGUGGUACGAAGCCUUGAAAAUGUAGGCAGCAAACCUGUCUUGUUUCUGGCUUCACUGAUGCCAAAAGAAGUGUAUACAUAUGUGGAAGAGCUGCAUCAGGCAGCUGUAAAAUCUGAAUUCUUGUGGUUGCUGAGGUAAUUUCUGGAGUACAGUCUUAUGUUUUGGCUACCUCAGGGAUGAAGAAUUAAAUAAUCUUCUGAAAGCUCAGAGAACAAUAACAAGACUAGUUGAAGUGAGAAAGAAGUCGGAAAGAUUGAGUUGCUAAUAUGUGUAAUUCUUUGUUCUAUGAUAAAUACAUGGAAGAGUUUUUCUAAGUAUGGAGGUGUAGCUAUGAUGAAUUUGAAACAAGGUAAAGAGCCAAUGAAUAUCAGAAGAAAGGUCCUACUGAUUAGAUCAAUUAUGGAAUGACACAGUAAUGCUUAUCAAUGCAUGCAGCAUCUUGGAAGGGUUUCAGUUAAAGCUGGCAAGAGAUUGAACUACAUAUUUGAAUGGGCAGUUUCCAUUUUUAGCUUCAAUUAUACUAUGAUAAUACAGCUUUUGGAAAUUUGUAGAUAUGCCAGAAUAAGUUGUAUCAAGUGAUUUAAGAAAAAAGCAAGGAUUUGCUAUAUACCUAACUUUUAAAUUCCAUGUUAUGCCUUGGAUUUGUGAUAUUUAUGUAUGUCUUCAUUACACGUAAAUGAGUUUCCUUUUAUGUGCAUAGCGGACUUGAGACAGAACAGUUGUAUUUCUUUAAAUUUUAAAAGGUGUAAUCUUUAUAUUCCUUAAAUUUCACACAAGGUGCUCUAAUUUAACUGACUGCUUCUGUUUUAUAUGCAGCUAAAAUUAUUAAAAGUUUAAAAUAUAAAUUACAUUUACAACAUUGAAUCACAAAAUAGUUGUGUUACAUGUGUUCAGACUAGCUGUGGUAUGUGUCCGACACUGUUUCAGUACUGUUUUAUAAACUAUGAGGAACAUAUUGGCAGUUUUGUGAAAUAUAUCUCCAUUAGCAAACAGAAGAGUGUGAUGAAAUAUGAAAAACUAAGAUUAGAUUAAGUUCUGUGUCUCUUUUUACUGUCUGGGCAGCUCACUGAAGACUAUAGCUAUCAAUUAAUUGAAAGUGCCUUGGAUUUGAAAUCCUUUAUCAGAUGAGUGUAUCCUGUAGAUAGUAUUCUUACUAAAGGAGAUACUUGCACUAUAAAAGUGUAUUAUAUUUGUUUUCAUUGUUGCCUAAGGAUAUUAUCAUAUGUUAAUCAAGGACCGAUUUUUAUAUCCUUUUGUACAUAUGAAAUUUUAAAAAACCCAAUACUGUUUGCUACAAUCUUGGGUUGCACUUCCAUAAAGCAACAAUGUACAAGGUAAUGAUACAAUUUAAAACUGGAUUUACAGCUACAAAACUCUUGCUAAAUAAUGAAUUAAUAAAAGUAAAGCUAAAUAUUACUCACCAUAUCACAUUCAAUGUUUCAUUGACAAGAUAGAUUGUCAUGUAGUUUAGUUUACAUGACAUUUACCUAAAAAAAGUAAGCAACAUGUUCUUUUCUUCCUCCUGUUUUUUGACUGAAACCUUUCACUUAAGCCUCCUUUUCACAGGAUCAGUAAGACUGGAAAAGAUCUCCAAGGUCACAAACUCCAACCUUUGACUAAACAGCACCACAUCAACUAGACUAUAGCAAUAAGUGCCAUGUCCAGCUGCUUCUUGAAUGCUUCCAGGGGUGGUGACUUCACCACCUCCCUGGGGAGCAAGUUCCAAUGCCUGACCAGCCUUUCCAUGGAGAAAUUCUUCCUGAUGGCCAAUCUGAACCACAGCUUGAGGCUUUUUCCUCUUGUCUGAUUGCUGUUGCUAUUCUGCUAACAUAUCUUCUCAAACAUAGUGAGAAUUGCAGGUAAAAUCUUCUUGCUAUUGACUUCAGAUGAGCUAGGAUUUUAUCCUAGGUACCUAUAUUUCAAUUUCAAUAUACUAUCUUGAAACAUUUAAUUAACCUGUCAAAUGGACAUUAAAACUUAAGUAUGAUUUUCAUAUGGUGCUCUCUUUCCAACUUCUUUUUUACAUCUGUCUUUUUGUCUUCCUCUCUGCAAUAUUCCUAGUUUUCUAAAGCAUUUAAAUCCUCCUGCUUAGGUAAGAUUAGGAAUGUAUUCAAACAUCAGCAUCUCUAAUGUUUUCAUGUAGUCUUUAACAAAUUAUCCUUAUAAAGGUAUUUUCUUACUUGUUCUAUACAGGCUUUCUGAAAUGAAUUCAAAUAGAGCAUGGCUUUAUGAAACUUUUUGAAUAGCAGUAUAUAGAAAUAGGGAGAUUCCUUUUAAUCAGGUGACUUUUCCUACUAUUGGUAGAAACAGAAACCAUCUUUUGUAUAAACUCUACCUGAAAGCAGCUGGAUUUCUUGAGGUUCUCCCCAGCGCUCACAUACUGUGAAAAGCUGUUUUAGGACAGAUUGGGUUGUUUCACAGCUCAGCCCGGAAUGUUUGGAGGUCAGAUUCUGGCUUCAGGGCAUGGGCAGCAGCAGGGAACAUGGCGCUGAGGUAUUGCAUCUUCUGUGUUAUCUGGCAAGGGGUCACUGAGGCCGUGGUGAGCAGUAGCUGAUAGAUGUAAUUUCUGCCACCCUGCAGGAUGUGAGAUGAGAGGAAGCUCAUUGCGCUGUCGUUACUGUCUGCUGAGGGAGCUCAGGGGAUCAGCUGGAGGAUCUCUGUGCACAGAGGGUGUGUUACAGAGAGGGCUUUCCCACUCCAGUCAGCUGUGGUUUGCUGUCUGUUAGCCUACAUGUCUUGAGAUACACAGCUCUGCCAGGAUGGGCAUGGCACACCAACCUCAACAGUGCAGUUCCACCUAAACUGCCUUGGAGAAAUGGUGCAGGGUGCUGUUUCUCAUUCCCAUUGAACUUAACACUUAGCCAGGUUCAUGUUCAUGGAUAGAUUGUAAGUCUAGUUAACAGAGAGAUGCAUGGAGAUCUUUUCUGUGACCAGAUGGAAAUAUGUACAUUUUAAAUCUAGGUCUAGCUACUGCUCUGAUUGUUGUACUCUUGGUCUUCACAGUAGCUUACUUCAGUAGAUAUUAGGAUAUGUGUAUGGUUACUAAAUAAACCAGAAUGAAACCAAUUCACAAUCAUUAAAAUAAUUUGUAAUUUCAAAUUAGUUUAAAUGAUGUUGACAUUUUUGAAUCGAGCUCUUGCUUAAUCUGCCUUAGAAAGAAAAAAAGAAAGGAAAGUUAAUACAAAUAAAUGUUCUGCACUAGGCAGUAGGGCCUCAUAAAUCAAAAAUUUCAGGCAGGCAAACUGGCUGCAUUUCAUACAGAAUUUUUAAAUGAGUUUUUUUAACAAAAAAGGUGAAAGCUUUUCUGAAAAUCAAAGUUUAUUUCAUAAUGUAUAUUUUAAAAUGUGCUGAGACUUAAUGUAUUAUUUAUUAGCAGUUUACAAUUUAAAUUCAUGCUGAACCUGCAGUUUUUAUAGAUUAUUAACUGUAGCCCAUUAAAAUGUUUCAUUCUGUGUUUGUUACAAUGGCUGUUUAAAGAACAAACUCCCCACUUUUCUGCAGAGCUGUGUGUUCUCUUGCUCAAGUGAGUUUCAGUAUUGUUACUGCCUGCGAUGCUCUGCCAGGCUGCUGAAGUGCAGGUUGCAGUUUGCCAAGGGCAGCUCCAUGGGCUUGCUUCCAGGAGGGCACAGCUCUGCAGUGGGUGGCACUCUCGGGUCGGUGCCGCGCUCCACUGUGCCACCGGUGCGGUUCUGGGGUCUCGAGCGCCUUCAGGAGUGCCAGCUCUGCGGAUGUCCCCAGCUGAUUCAUCCCCAUGACUUCCCAGAUGGAGAGAACUCCUAGGUCACAAAAGCAAAUCUGACAAGUGAACUGAGAGCUGUCCCAAGAGAACUGGAGAAACCUGAAUGUUGGGUGACUCCAACCCUCUCUAGGAAGUUGCUGUCAGUUUCAUGCCUGCAGCUGGUAGUGGCUGGUGAUGUACAGUACCUUCUGUGUCAUGUUGUACCACCUGAAAUAUCUUGUCCUUUUUACUCAUACUCUCCUGCCUCUCUGUUUGGUCUUGAAUGUAUUUGAAUGUCCAUUCAGUUUAUGGCUUUGUAAAAGUGUAAGUGCAGAAAAAUUUAUCAAAGUGUAUAGAAUGUAUAUGUAUAGAAUUGUACUUCAAGUUUCUUAAUAAUGUAAAUGCACUGCAACUGCUUAUUAUUGUUAUUUCUUUUAAAAUGUGUUAUCAUUAGAAGUUUACACGGACAGGAAAGCAACACAAUAUGAUACUUCUAAUAACUUAUUUAUUUGCAAAAAGUAUAAUUUUUUUGAUCUAUAGAUUCAGAUAUUUGUUUUAGUGACUAUUAAUACUGUAGUACUGUAGAAAUUAAUCAUCAAUUAAAAGACGUAUUUUAAACUUU
Messenger RNA from Serinus canaria (Common canary), 11983 nucleotides. It is a transcript of the gene HACD1, whose product is annotated as 3-hydroxyacyl-CoA dehydratase 1. Gene Ontology annotation, cellular component: endoplasmic reticulum membrane. The coding region runs from base 5731 to 6471 and encodes 246 amino acids. The transcript has 9 exons. Gene Ontology annotation, biological process: very long-chain fatty acid biosynthetic process; fatty acid elongation; sphingolipid biosynthetic process. The record is from RefSeq and is a predicted model, not a curated record. Gene Ontology annotation, molecular function: phosphatase activity; 3-hydroxyacyl-CoA dehydratase activity. NCBI's taxonomy places the organism in Eukaryota, Metazoa, Chordata, Aves, Passeriformes, Fringillidae.